Leopardus geoffroyi (Geoffroy's cat) is the source of this 7765-nucleotide messenger RNA. It is a transcript of the gene RALGPS2, whose product is annotated as Ral GEF with PH domain and SH3 binding motif 2. Gene Ontology annotation, biological process: positive regulation of GTPase activity; Ras protein signal transduction. The record is from RefSeq and is a predicted model, not a curated record. NCBI's taxonomy places the organism in Eukaryota, Metazoa, Chordata, Mammalia, Carnivora, Felidae. Gene Ontology annotation, cellular component: plasma membrane. Gene Ontology annotation, molecular function: guanyl-nucleotide exchange factor activity. The coding region runs from base 427 to 2100 and encodes 557 amino acids. The transcript is spliced from 20 exons.
UGCUCGGGUCGCCAGGCGCUAGCUUAGGCGGCGGCGGCAGCGGCAGCGGCAGACCCUGAGGCCGGCGUCGUGUUCCCAUCCUCCGAGGCGACGGCCGCGGCUGCACAGAGAGGAAGAAAUUCCAUCCUAGACAGAAGUUACCGACACAGUGUUGUACAGCAAGUUACUUGUGGAAAGGGAUGCGAAGCUCAAGUAAAUAUCCUGGCUUACAGUGAAGUGGAAAGAAGUGUGAUGUUGUGGAAAUAAUAUUUGACUAGAAUUUUAGAUGGCUCGAAUUUUAUUCUUGCCUCUCCUCAUUUACCAGCCUGCAUCAUCAGAAGCUGUUUCUUUGUGCUGUGAAUAAUAAUGUAUUUGUGGCCUUGGACAUGAAGCAAUCAGUCUUCUGUUACUGUUAACAUAGUGUCAAGGACUGAUGUUGUGGGAAGCAUGGACCUAAUGAACGGGCAGGCAAGCAAUGUUAAUAUUGCUGCUACUGCUUCUGAGAAAAGUAGCAGUUCCGAAUCAUUAAGUGACAAAGGUUCUGAACUGAAGAAAAGCUUUGAUGCUGUGGUAUUUGAUGUUCUUAAGGUUACACCAGAAGAAUAUGCGGGUCAGAUAACGCUAAUGGACGUUCCAGUAUUUAAAGCCAUUCAACCAGAUGAGCUUUCAAGUUGUGGAUGGAAUAAAAAAGAAAAAUACAGUUCUGCACCAAAUGCUGUUGCCUUCACAAGAAGAUUUAAUCAUGUAAGCUUUUGGGUUGUUAGAGAAAUUCUUCAUGCUCAGACAUUAAAAAUUAGAGCAGAAGUUUUGAGCCACUAUAUUAAAACUGCUAAGAAACUGUAUGAGCUGAAUAACCUUCAUGCACUUAUGGCUGUGGUUUCUGGCUUACAGAGUGCCCCAAUCUUCAGGUUGACUAAAACAUGGGCGUUACUAAGUCGAAAAGACAAAACUACCUUUGAAAAAUUAGAAUAUGUAAUGAGUAAAGAAGAUAAUUACAAAAGACUAAGAGACUAUAUAAGUAGCUUAAAGAUGACGCCUUGCAUUCCCUAUUUAGGUAUCUAUUUGUCAGAUUUAACAUACAUUGAUUCAGCAUACCCAUCAACUGGCAGCAUUUUAGAAAAUGAGCAAAGAUCAAAUUUGAUGAAUAACAUCCUUCGAAUAAUUUCUGAUUUACAGCAGUCCUGUGAAUAUGAUAUCCCCAUGUUGCCUCAUGUCCAAAAAUAUCUGAACUCCGUUCAGUAUAUAGAAGAACUACAGAAGUUUGUGGAAGAUGAUAAUUACAAGCUUUCAUUAAAGAUAGAACCAGGGACCAGCACACCACGUUCUGCUGCUUCCAGAGAAGAUUUAGUAGGUCCCGAAGUAGGAGCAUCUCCACAAAGUGGAAGAAAAAGCGUGGCAGCUGAAGGAGCCUUGCUACCGCAGACGCCACCAUCCCCUCGGAACCUGAUUCCCCACGGACAUAGGAAGUGCCAUAGCUUGGGUUAUAAUUUCAUUCAUAAAAUGAACACAGCAGAGUUUAAGAGUGCAACGUUCCCAAAUGCAGGGCCAAGACAUCUAUUAGAUGAUAGCGUCAUGGAGCCCCAUGCACCGUCUCGAGGCCACGCUGAAAGUUCUACUCUUUCUAGUGGAAUAUCAAUAGGUAGUAGUGAUGGUUCUGAACUAAGUGAAGAGACCUCAUGGCCUGCUUUUGAGAGUUCCGCAGAAUCAGAAGAUUUGGCAGUGCAUUUAUAUCCAGGAGCUGUUACUAUUCAAGGUGUUCUCAGAAGAAAAACUUUGUUAAAAGAAGGCAAAAAGCCCACAGUAGCAUCAUGGACAAAGUAUUGGGCAGCUUUGUGUGGGACACAGCUUUUUUACUAUGCUGCCAAAUCUCUAAAAGCUACAGAAAGAAAACAUUUCAAAUCAACAUCGAAUAAGAACGUAUCCGUGGUAGGAUGGAUGGUGAUGAUGGCUGAUGACCCAGAACACCCAGAUCUCUUCUUGCUGACUGACUCUGAGAAAGGAAAUUCAUACAAGUUUCAAGCUGGCAACAGAAUGAACGCGAUGCUGUGGUUUAAGCACUUGAGUGCAGCCUGCCAGAGCAACAGACAGCAGGUUCCUACAAACUUGAUGACUUUUGAGUAAAAGCCUAAGAAAGAAGCGAGGUGAACUAUUGCCCCUAAGUAAAAGCAAGGAGCUGAUGAAAGCGCCAGCUAUAACCAGUUCUGUGCCAGGAGGAGCCCAGAGGCUCCGUCUCAGCCUUUGGAGUUCUGAACCAAAAAAGCACUAAUUUCAGGGAAUGAAGUGAGAUAUUCCCAGAGAACAAAUUGGAGUUACACAACAAACUGCCAUGGACCGCGCUUCUUUUCUCCGAACUGACCUGCAGAAACCACUGCCUUAAAAGAAUGAAAGGGAAACCAACAUGAAACACCAAAUAGUGCGUGUGACUCUUCCGGCGGUGCUGUGCUUGGGAUAGAUCAUAGCUGAUUUGCAUUUCUUUUAACUUUGUACUAAUUUUGGAGGGGGGAAUCGCCUUUUUUAGAAACACUUUAAAAAGGAAAAACAUAUUUCUUAUGGGUCAUGUGAGGGGCUGGUUUUGAGCUGAGGUGUGAAGAUACCCUGCCCAAGUAGGAUGCUGCCAGCAGCCUACCUGAAAGGCUGCUUUGGCUUCCAGUAAUCUGCAGCCUCACUGGCUUUCCCACAGCAAGAGUUUAGGAAUUAGACGUGUUCACAAUGUGAGUGGUUGGGAUGUGUUCGGGGUUGGGGGUGGGGUUUGCUUUGAAUGAGGGGAGUUUUUUUUAGACACUAAAGUUCUGAAAUAUAGUACUGUAUGGGGAACCUCAUUUCCUGCAGGAGGCAUAAAGGCUGAGUGUUCCUGUUUCAGACGCUCUUUCAAGUGGGCUCCAGAAAACAUGGUUGUUUUUAACUGGGUUUGAAGUUUAGCCUUUUAUUUGAAUUCAUUGUUGGACCACAGAUCUGCUUAGGAAAGAACAGUAAUCCCAACCUAAACUUUUCUGAGAUUUUACAGUAACUACAUUUUUUUCAAGUUAAUUGAAUUAACCCUCUGCCAGUCACUGGUGAUUUUUGUUAUCAAAGUGAUGUAUUGAUAUUUCAUCAGAAUAUUUUCUUUUACAAGGUGUAAUGUAUACAAUGCCAGUUUUUUUUAUUAGUCAUUUUCAUUAUUUUUGUUAAAUAGGAGAUUCAGGGUCACAUUUGUUUAUAAGAGCUUCCACAUGUGUAUGUGUGUAUGUAUUUUAUUAUAAGGCAUACGAAAUAAUUUUAAAAGGGAAAAAGGGGAAAGAUUGAGAUUCUGGGAAUCUUCAGUUUAUCAAAACUUUCCUUCUCCCAUAACUUUCCUUUAUAAAAAACAUUUUUCUGAAAACUUACUGUUGGUCCCUGCCAUGAAACCAUUAUUUCAUCAGUAGUUGACCAAGCUGUUUUGUGAGAGCUCUUCUACACAACAGUACAUUUAAUUUCCAGAAUAAAUGUUGAAUUGCAGAAAGAAAAAAAAGUUCAAAGGUGAACUGCCUUAGAGUUUUAACAAAAAAAUGGCACUUGGACAAUAGCUAUGUGUUAGAUGCUGUAAGCUCAUGGGGCACUGUGUAAUUUAGCAGUGGCCCAGAGUAAGAAAUGCUUUUUGACUGAUACCUUCCAAUAAACUUGUAAUACUUUGGGCCUCACAUAAAAUUUCUUACAUUUGCAUUCUUAGAGAGUUUUAUACUUUUUUUAAUCAUCAAUAUUUCACUCUUGAAACUUAAAUAUUAAACAGAAAAUAUUGCCCACAGAAUAAUUAGCUAAAAAUCUAUCCAAAGGAAAGUAGAAGAGCUUUUGGGAAAGGAUAUGAACAGUUCAAAUAUUUUUCUCAUAUAGCACAGUUAGAAAUACCAUUAUUUCUGGUUUUGUGGAAUGUGACAGAGGCUAGAGAGGGCAAAAUGUUGCCUGUGGUAAAUGAUUUUUCAGUUAAUGACCUCCCAGGCUGAACCCACGUCAGGUACAUAGGAAGAUACCACGUGCAUAGCCAACAGUAUUACUACAUAGACCUUGCACAUCUUUCUUUGGUUUUGCAUUUUUAAAAAAUUCCUUAAUUUGUCUAUUUCUCUUCAGAAAUAAGUGUUUUUAACAGUGUAUGUGCUUUUUAAAAUACUGUGGAUGAAAACCCUGUGGAUUUUUUACUAUUAUGUUCUCAUAAAUAAGCUAAAGUAGAUAUGUUGUAGGUUAACCAUAUUUGUGGAGAUUUGCAACUGAAGUCAGAGCCUGACAUCACACAGUUUUGCCAAAGAGAGAGCUAAACUGGAAGACGUGUUUGAUAUUUUCAGCUCUAAACGUUAAGGGAUGCUUGCACAGAGAAAGAGUAGCGUUCAAAUGUGGUGAACAGUCCCCGUAUAGGAUUGUGGCCUCCGGCUGACCGAAACUCUUAACAUAACUGUGCAGUAGAAGUAGCCAUUGCUCUUCUGUCUUCAAAUUUGUCUAUUCAAAAGAUUAUACGUUGCUUUUGAGGAUUAUUUUAGCAUUUGAAGCAAAUGGAAACCAGUGAAAGCAGGGAAUUAAAAUAGCAUAGGUGAAUUUUUGAUCUAUAAUUCACCAAAUGAUCUAACAAUUGAAACAAAGAAAAUAGGUCACCAAAAUAAUAUUAAAUAUUUAGGUAGUUUAUUAGUAGAAAGAUGAAAUUUUUUCCUCUUAUUAAGCCUACGCUUAAUAAAUUAGUAAACGAGUGACUCCAAAGCUUGAGAUUUCUAUCAAUAUUACACUCAUUUUUUUUCUCCUAGCCGAGAACAACUCAUUAGAAAUUCCAUUAUAAUUUAAAUUUAAGCUAGUUUACAAUAAGCAUAAAUAUUGGCAUAUUAUACUGCCUGGUGUAGUAGUGUAUAAUACUAGCCAGAAUACAAUUUGAGGCACAUGUAAUUUAACAGUUUAUUUGAACACGGAAGCUUAUUUUUCAUGCAGAAGUAACAUCAGUUUUUAAAAUACAACUAUAAAAAUACCUGCAUAAUAAUGGCCUUCAGAGCACUGGCUUCAGUUUCAUGCCCCCUCCGGGGUUUGGACUUCGCUGUUUUGUUUUCUUUUCUUUUCCUUUUUCCCCAGAGGUAUUAUUUUUACCGUAAUCUUCAAACUAUAAGAAUUGAAAGAGAACUAAUCAAACACACCUUCCUAUAGCAUUUUCCUCACUAUGUAAAUAUUAUUAAUUUUAUAAACAUUACAAAAAGGGAUCCCAACAAUUUGAGUAUUUUUUUUUCCCUAGGUCUGUGCUUCAAUGACAAUCUUUUUUUUUUUUUCUUCUGCAUAAAAAAUGCCAUAUGACUAUUGCACUACCUUCUGUAUGGACUGUUACGGUAUUGGGUCCCCCGGUAUGUCAAGAGUUAGGGUGUUUAUAGCUGCAGAGUUUUAAUAAGUGGCUUUAUUCCUCUUCUGGGUGACUUACAAAAGAGCCCAAGGAGCAUUAUUGUUGCAGAAGGAAUGUUUACAGUCUCUAGUGUCUACACUGUGUAUUAGUUGACACGGGGGCCCUCAAAGAACAGCCUAGCCUGUCGCUCUCUUGGGGUUACUAGAAUUUACCUGGCCAAAUGACUUGAGCAGAAGUCUUUUUUUUUUUUUUUCUUAAGCUUAAAUCUGUAAACUAUACACCUUUACUGCUGAAAACAAAACUAUAAAGCAUCGUAUUAAUUGGAAACCAAUAAUAAUAGUAGACUUAAUCCAUUGACUUCUUAAAAGAAUAUAUCCAUUAUUGAUUUUCUUCUUGUUUUUUGAGGCACGUUCCUUUCCACCCAGUUUUUAAACGAACCUGUUACCUUCUGCAAAUGCAGGGUACCAGUGUUGCUUAACAGAAGGUAAUUUUUAAUAACAGAAAUCUUCUGAUUCAAAGGAUCUCUUUUUGAAAAUGAAGAUGAAUUUAGCUGUGCCCCAGUGGAACUAUAGUAUUGCUGUCACAUGGACAAACGAUCCAAAGCAAGUGGUGAGGUUUACCUGACUUCUUCGGUGGUCUUUUAGGGUUUGUUUUUAUUUUCUGUCUCUUCUUUCAUACUGGUUUUUUCAGACAUAGUAAAUUUAUGGUUUUACAGCCAGAGUGAUACUCUGUUUUUUCUAAGCUUUGAGAAAAAACAUUGUUACGUAAUCGCAUUGAGGAUCAUUGUUUUCCACGUGAAGUCAACCUUUUUUAAAUGAUUUAAUAAGUACUUCUUGGUUUUGCUCCCCCUAAAAAUGGCUUGUGAAUAAAGUGACCUCUUUUUUUUCCCCCCCCCCCGUUCCGAGGAUUCUAAUGAAAGAUAUGUGCAUGCAAACUCUUUCAGGUUAUUGAAAGCAGUUUCAUUAUACCAGUAUCUCAAGUGGUAGUGUGGGGAAAAUUUGGUCAGUGCCUUAACAAUUUGAGGACCAAUUUUAGGGCAUCAAAUACGACGAUAAUCCUCUGCCCUGUUGCUUGUCGGAUUUCAGGAGUGUGUGCUAUCCUGUGUCCACCAGCUUACUCUUUCUCACAGCAGGUGCAAGACAGUCUGUACACAGGCCUCCAGGCAGUUGCUGCUGUCCUCCUUGGUCUUGAUUCUUCUUUAGACGGGCUCCCUCCCUGCCCCUCUCCUGCCAGGGGAGAUUAAAACGAAACCCGCCCAAAUCAACCUUUAGAUGCGCGCUUUUAUGAACAGCUUUGAAGAGCAUCCAUCCAGCUGAGUUUGGUUUUAUUUUGUGUUGUUGAUGUUGUCGUUUUGAGCAUAGAUUUAAUUCUAAAGACCUUUCAGAAAAUCCCUAGAAGAAUACAUUAUAGCCAGAAGGAUUUGUUGAGAUCUUAUUAAAGCUACUGAAAUCUUGUAAUGAUAAUCUCUUUGACAAAAAAGUGAAAUUUAGAUUGGUUCAUUCUUACAUUUAAAUAAGACUCAGAACAAACAGGCAGUCACUUAACCUACCAGUUCUUGUUUGCUUGAAAAUACUAUUGCAGGAAAGUGAAAAUAACUCUAAUGUCUAAAUUAAAGGAAAGCUAAGAGACUAAACUAGCUUUCUCAGUCAAAACAAAACUUGGAAACAUUUUGCUUCUGAGACUCUUGCAAGAUGAACGACUGUUCAACUGAGUCAAGAUGCUAUUUUCACAUUUUUUAAGGGCUAGUAUGUUUCAGAAUACAGAAGUAGAUAUCGUCUUUAAAGAGUUAACUGAUCCUUAAGGGUUAUUAACAGGAUUUAAAUUUUGAUUCUAGUCACCUGGCCUUGCAGAGUGGUGAUGGGAUGAAAGGAAUGGAAUGCAUAUAGUGCUUUGGGAUGAGACUUUUAAUAGACCAGAGAGAUUUUCAUAAAUAUUAUCUGUGUUUUAGAUACUAACAGAUAUUAACUUUCCCCUAAAGAUAUCACCUAUUAGAACUACUCAUAAAUAGAGUCCAGUAAUCAUGACUUACCAGGUCUGACACAGUAGCUGCUCAUAAAUCACCAGACUCUCAAGAGUUUCUACAUCUUGAUUAUUGACAAAUUUAUUGUUUUAUAGCCCAGUGCAGUGUGUAUGUGUGGGGAGGACCGGGGAACUCGUUCACAAUGUCAUCUAAAGGAGAUAAACAUCUGUGGGCAUAAAUAUCCCAGUGAUGAUAAUAUACAGGAAAACACAAGCCAUUUUUAUUCUUCUUUAUCCCAGUUAACCUGAGGUACUCCCGUGAUGAAGCGCUCAGUUGCACUAUGACCUCCCUGAGUGAUGUGCAGCUUGGUUCCUCUCUCAUUUUUUGUUUCUGUUUAAUAUGCAGAUGUGAGUGUGAGAUCUUCAGUGUGUUUGCAUAAGCUAACUUAAAAUGAAUUUAAGUACAGUUUUCUGAAAUAUUUCUAUUGAAAUAAAUUACUUAAAAAUAUA